CUCAAAAACAAAAACAUAAAAAAAUAGCCUGAGAAAAAAAAUACAGGACAUUAAGUAUUUUUGCUUCUUUGAAUUGUUUUGUUUCAUUCGGUGGUGAAAGAAGAGAGACAAGGGAGAGCGAAAGCACUAGUUCCUUGACCUUUUUAGAAAGAUGUUCGAUGGUCGGAACUCUGGACAUUCAUCCUUCUCUUCUCGCGGGCAUACCCCGGAGCACGAACUUGCCAUACUCAAUCCUUCAUCAUCUGCCCACGGGACUCGUAGAGGCAAGCAAAAUAGGACAUCAGACAUGGAAGUGAUGAAGGAAAGAUUCACAAAACUGCUGCUUGGAGAGGACAUGUCAGGCGGUGGUGAAGGCGUGACCUCUGCGUUAGCUUUGUCAAAUGCUAUCACCAACCUCGCCGAUUCAAUGUUUGGGGAGCAGAUGAAACUGCAGCCUAUGUAUCCGGAGACAAAAGAGAUUUGGAGGAAAGAAAUGGAUUGGUUAUUAUCUGUGGUUGAUCACAUUGUUCAGUUUGUUCCUUCUAAACAAAUGGCCAAAAAUGGCACAUUCACCGAGAUCAUGGUGACCAAACAAAGAGAUGACUUGCUGAUGAACAUUCCAGCCUUACGCAAGCUUGACUCCGUUCUUCUCGAAACUUUGGACAACUUCAAGGAUCAGAAAGACUUUUGGUAUGUGCCAAGAGAUGUUGAGGACACAGAGAACAAUGGAGACUGGAGAAGGGAUGAGAGCUGGUGGUUACCAGUUGUUAAGGUUCCAUCGGAUGGUUUGUCUGAGGAAUCUCGUAGAUUGUUGCAUAGUCAGAAAGAUUCUGUGGCACAAGUUCUCAAAGCCGCCACGGCCAUCAAUACUCUAGUAUUGUCUGAAAUGCACAUUCCUGACAACUACAUUGACUCUCUGCCAAAGAAUGGGAAGACAAGCCUGGGGGAUUGCCUUUACAAGAGCAUAACAGAGGAAUACUUUGAUCCUGACUACUUCGUUUCUUUCUUGGAUUUGUCAACGGAACACAAAGUUCUUGAUCUAAAGAACAGGAUUGAAGCUUCCAUGGUGAUCUGGAAGAGGAAGGUGAACCAGAAAGAGAAAGACGGGAAAUCUCAGUGGGGAUCCUCUGUCAGCUUAGAGAAGAGAGAGCUUUUCGAGGUCCGAGCUGAGACCAUUUUGGUCAUGCUUAAACAGCAAUUCCCUAGGAUCCCACAAUCCUUACUCGAGAUCUCCAAGAUCAGAAACAACAAGGACGUGGGGCAGGCGAUUUUGGAGAGCUAUUCAAGGGUAUUAGAAAGUCUGGCUUAUAAGAUAAUGUCACGAAUAGAGGAUGUUCUUGAAGCUGAUGUGCUAGUUCAAAGACAACUGAUGGGAGAGGCAGAGGGAAGAUCAGAGAGCGAGGCGGAAUCAGAAUAUGAAGAAACGGAGAAGGUGGUUGCAGCGGAGACGCCAAACUCGAGGAAACUAUCAGACUUCAUAGGGUGGAGAUUGUCAUCAGAUACAAAGAAGCAUAGUUCGAUGGGUGAUAUAGAGUUCUUCCACAAAACUGAGCAGGAGAAGCCCAUGAUGAAGUCUCCAAGAGCUCUACCGAAGAAACUAUCAUAUCUAGCAAAGUUAGAGAACAUGAGAAGUCCAAGUGAGAGACACUGAUAGUGAAGACAAAUGUAAGUAGAACAGAGCAUAUAACAGAGCAUAUAUAGAACAAAAAACCAAAGAGAGGGAAGCAAGAAAGAGAGACCGAGAGAGUAGGGGAGGUAAAAGUGUGUGAGAAUGUGUAUAUAUGCAGGCAUUGGGUUUAGGAUUUGGACAUGAGUCUUGGUGUUUGAAGACAUUUGUGGUAGAGUUUGUCUUUGUUUCAGUCACCUGCUUGAUCAUGUUUGUUGCUUGUUUGACUAAUUUGCUUCCUGUUGCUUUUUUUAUAAGAGGGAAGUGUGAUUCAGUGUGAAUCGUAUUUUGGUUAUUUGGCAUUUUGAAGCUAACAUUGUAUUGUAUUGUAACUUCUAUAACAUUGUUUCCUGGUGGAAUUUGAAGCAAAAAGCUGCGAUUUUUAAUAUAUGUAAAUAUUAUUAUUGUAUAAAGAACGAAACUUUCCAACAUUUUUACAGCCUAUAAACAAAACACAUCAGAAAUUUUCUCUCUUUGCCUUUCGCCGGCGGGAAUUAGAAUGAAGGAAGACAUGGAGAAGAUGGUGGCGGUAGGGCUCGUGUGGGGAGCCACCAAUGCCCUGAUCCGCCGUGGCGCCCUCGCCUGGGAUAAAAAGUCUUCGUCUUUGGCAACAGGGUCUCCUCCUCUUCAGAUCCAACCGAACCUCCGCCGGAAAAUCCUGAAAGCUCUUCUCGACUGGAUCAAUCUCCUCCUCUUCUGGCAAUACUCCGUUCCUUUCCUGAUAAACCUCUCGGCCUCCGCCACAUUCUUCGCCCUCCUCAGCCAUGCCCCGAUCUCUAUAGCGGUUCCGGUCACCAACGCCACGACCUUCGCCGCAACCGCCGCGUUCGGGAUCCUUUUAGGGGAAGAAACUCAAAUCGGACCUGCUUUGUUAGGUACGGCCUUUAUUGUGUUUGGAAUUUGGCUAUGCGUUGGCACUAAUUAGUAGCACACUACUUGAUCUGCUGUAAUUGGAAUCUCUGUAUAAGCGUUACUCCGUUUCUUGCGAUAUCUAUUUUUGCCUGAGAAAAUUUUGAUUCAGUUCUUGUUUUAGCAGCGAUGGCAAUCUCAAUGAAAUUUGAGCUUUUGAUACAAAGCCUGAUGAUUGAUGAA
Thlaspi arvense is the source of this 2737-nucleotide messenger RNA. The record is from the annotation of a GenBank genome assembly. NCBI's taxonomy places the organism in Eukaryota, Viridiplantae, Streptophyta, Magnoliopsida, Brassicales, Brassicaceae.